Stegodyphus dumicola is the source of this 8031-nucleotide messenger RNA. Its product is annotated as ubiquitin-conjugating enzyme E2 L3. NCBI's taxonomy places the organism in Eukaryota, Metazoa, Arthropoda, Arachnida, Araneae, Eresidae. The record is from RefSeq and is a predicted model, not a curated record.
CUUACGUUGAGGUUGCGAAGAGUUUCUUUCUUGGAAGUUACUCUGUUUCUAUUUGAUACAAAAGUCGUUCUAGGAGUCUGAGUGUCGGCUUCUGUUAAAAUGGCUGCGACUAGGCGACUGCAGAAGGAACUUCAAGAUAUGCGAAAAUCGGGAAUGAAAUCCUUUCGUGACGUUCAUGUAGAUGAUGCAAAUAUACUUACAUGGCAAGGAUUAAUUGUUCCUGAUAAUGCACCAUAUAACAAAGGAGCAUUCCGUAUUGAAAUAAACUUUCCUGCAGAGUAUCCUUUCAAGCCUCCUAAGAUAACUUUUCGGACAAAAAUUUAUCAUCCCAACAUUGAUGAAAAAGGUCAAGUAUGCUUACCAAUUAUCAGUACUGAAAACUGGAAACCUGCUACUAAGACAGACCAAGUUAUACAAGCCCUAGUAGCUCUAGUUAAUGAUCCUGAGCCUGAGCACCCUUUGCGAGCUGAUUUAGCUGAAGAGUACAGUAAAGAUAGGAAGAAGUUUUUUAAAAAUGCUGAAGAAUUUACUAAGAAAUUUUCAGAAAAGCGGCCUCCAGAUUAGGUGAUUAAGCAAUGAUAUUUCUCACAAAUACCCACCUACUUUCUUAUUAGAUGCACAGCCAGUCUUUGAAUUGCUAUGCAAAAAUGUCUGGAGUUUUUUUAUUGGAAGUAUCUACGUAGUCACAUUAUCAUUAGAUGCAUUGUAUUUUAUGUUGUAUUUCAUCCAGUAUAGUAUUGUUUAGGCUACUUUUCUUUUUCAUUUCACUUCUAGGCAUGUUAUAUCUGGAUAUAUAAGUAAACAAAAAAUUGCAGGCUAUUCAGAAUUGUACAGUCUUACAUUUUCAGUUUGUGAAACAUAAUUGAAGCAGUUCAUAAAGUAUAUUUGUUAUCGACAUGUUCUUUUAACAAGGAGAAAUAUGAAUUUUUACAUAAUUUUAUAUUAUUUAUAUAGCAGAGUAAUUAUUUCCUACAGCAUUUUAUAGUGAAGCCUUCUCUAAUAUUGAAUUAUUCUGUUCAAGAAGCAAUAUAGUACCCCUAUUUUUAAUAUGUGCUAUUUUUUAAAUAGCUUCUUUGCACUGUAAUUUAUUAAACAGUAUCUGUGUUCCUUAGCCAUUAAUAUGUUUAUUUAUAAACGGAAUUUUAAAACAACAUCUCAUGUUCCAUGUUAUUUGUAACUUAAUCAUUCUAAAUAUUUUCUUUUUGUAUUUUGUUGCUCGGAUUUAAGUGCAAGUUAAACCUGAAAAGCUGAGCUGAGGUGAGGUCUGAGUGAUCCAUUCUUUACUGGGAUUUCAGUUUUACUAAAAACCUGUGGAAAAUAGCAUUUCUGUGAUAAAAGUGGCUUGACCACGUAUAAGGUAGUAAUUUUAUUGUGGGGGAAAAGGGAAAAAAUUUGUGGAGAAGUGAAGAUAAAUAGUAAAAAUUUGUAAAAAGUUUACCACUUGACAUAGCACUGACCUUUUUUAUUAAAAAUUUCUACAGCCAAGAAUUUUACAUUAAUAUUUUCGAUAUUCUGUAAAAAGUUUACAGCUUCACACAGCACUGAUAAUUUCAUUAAAAAUUUCUACAGCCAAGAAUUUAUUCUAAUAUUGUCGAUAUUCCUUCCAAAAUACAUUUAGGAUGCAAAGCAGUAUUAAAAUAACUAAUAUGUUACUAAAUGAGCAUUAUGCUGUGUGUGUUUUUUUAAUUGAAACUGUAAAUCAAAUUUUGAGAAUGCAGUCAGUAUAAGGUCAUGUUUUCCUUAUUAAUUCAUAGAAUAUUUUUAUUUUACAUAUUAUAGAAUUUCUUUUGGUAGUUUUUUUUUAACUAUAAAAAGGAUUGUUUGUCUUCAGAACUGUUUUCCAGUACUGACAGAUAGCAGAUUAUUACUGAACAUAGCCUUGAAAAAUUGCAUUUCUUUGUAAUUCAAAAGUCUAGCUAAAAUUAAGUUAAAAUAGUUCAAAGUUCUGAUUUAAAUGUUGGAUCAGGACUAAUUUACUGUGCAUAUUUUCAAUAAAUUCUUACAAAAUGUUGUCUUAAAGUACCUCUAAGUUCAUAAAAAGUAAUCAUAGGAAUUCUUGCUGCUAUAAAGUUACUAUCAUAUCAUGAAUAUAUAUAUGUAUGUUCACACACAACAUAGUGUAGCAUUUUAAUGCUAAGUUGCAUGAAGGUUUCAUAUUUUACCACUGGAUAGAUUUUAAACCCACCCAGUUUAUUUGAUAAUUAAGUGGGAGUGUGUUGAAAAUUAUUUUAAAAGUUCUUACAUUGUCUCUUUAAAAAUGCAAAUAAAAUAUUAGUAAUAAAAAUUCAAUGGACAGUAGUGCUCAGCUGAAACCUUUACUUUUAUAUAUAUUAUGUGUGUGCAGGAUUCUUGUGAAUAUUACAUAGAUUUUACAUAAUGAUAUCCCUUGCUCUGUGUAGACAAAAAGGAUCUGGAGUUAUAAUAUAUAUAUUUCUAUGACCCAUAAGUUUCAAGGAAAGACAUAAAGGAGAAAUUGUGGCACAUUGCCUUGUUUGCAGAAAAUUAACUUAUAUUAUGAACACCAAAGCUGUUAAAAUAUUAUUUUGCCAAUAGUAAUACGUGUGAGAAUGUUGAUGUAGGGUAUUGUGUUUAUUGAGACUAAGUUUUAAAAUAUGAGCAAGGUUAUUUGCAUUUUUGUAUUGCAAUACAUGCAGCUGCUUUGUAUCUUACUAGAAAAAAAUAGUCUUCGAUUUUAAUAAUUGCAUUUUAAUGAUUAAGUUCUAUUUCCAAAUUACAUUUGCUGCUAGAAAAACAUCAGUCUUUUUCUGAUUUUAAUAAUUGCAUCCUAAUGAUUAAGUUUUGUUGACAAAUUACAUUGGCAAAUGAUUAUAUUAAAAUACUAUUGAAUAUUUACAUUAGUGUUUAAAAUAAUAUUUGAUGUGUAGCAGGUGUAAUAUGCACUUAAUAAUGGGUGCAUUUGUUGCAAGUAUAUUAUGAAUGAUAUUUUACCUGUUAUAAAAAUGAAGGUACCUGAAACCUGCUAGUUAUCAAUAGGUGUUGUUUCUAGGUCACUUUUUUGAUUCUGUAAAGUAACAUUUAUUUUCAUUGCAACAAAUAUUGUAUCAUGAUUUUUCUAUAAUUUUGUUCUCAGACUUUGGGUCACUGUAAUAUAGUUUUUUUGAACUCCUUCAUUCAGAAUCCUCAUUCAUUUAGCUUUCUGUCUUUGUUAUUGCUUGUCGCCAUAUAUUAAUACAAAUAGGAAAUGCAGUGUACGUGGUCCCAGUGUCUGUGAAAGUGGUAAAUGACCUUGGGGUUUGAACCUGGGAUGUAAAAGUCAAAUGCCGUUCUGCUGCUGCAAAAGGGCCUAUGAAAUUGCUUCCAGUAUUUGGAUUUGUUUCCUGGUGCAAGUGUCUGAUGGUCCUCAGGCCGAUACACUCGCUUCUCCCAGCACUUUUAAUGUUAUAUGAAGGGAUGGGACUGAUCAUCAGUAUUAAGCCCAUGCUGUGGGCAUGUUUUGUGAACUCCAUGCAUUGUGGUUUGUUGUGCUGGUGGGCUGUGGCCUCAGUGCAUGGGCAUACCUGGUUGAGUCCUUUUGUUUCUCUUUUUGACAUGGUACUGUAUGUGUCUUAUCAUUCAUCAUUUGCUCUCAGGUGGGAGGAAAUCUGUGUUGUUUUUACAUUCAUAGUCAUAAAUGUAACUUGCUUUCUUUGCUAUUGUACAUGUCACCGUCAGGUUAGCAGAGAUAAGAAAUGCAGCUCUGUGUGGCCCCAUUGCUCUUGAAGGUGGUAAACGUGCUUGGAGCUAAACUUGGCUCUGUUACCUAAAGUUCAAAUAUCAUACUAGCAUUGCAAAAGUGCAGAUGUGCAAUCACACCCAUUUCCUGGUAUGGGUAUCUGACUGGUUCUUGGGAGUGCUGCAAGAGCAAGAAAUAUCACUAUUUGGUUUCCACAAUACUAGCAAGAUACCCUAUAUAUCUAUAUGUAUGCAUAUGAAUAAUGUAGGAAUUAAAUGUGUCAGUGUUAGACAAAUGCUAAAAAUUCUUUUUCUUUUAAGAAUAUUUAAUGUAAAUUUUUUUUUAAUGUGCUGUUUGUGUUGUACAGGUCUCUACAUGUGUCUUGAAGUUGAGGAAUUAAACUACUACAUAAUGACUGUAGUUACAAAUGAAGCAUAUAUGUAUAACUUAUGGUUAGCCAAAGAAGCUUACCUUUUACCUGUGCCUUUAGCUCAGGGAUUGAGCUUUGUUCUCAGUUUAUAUAUUGUACCUUGCCAACAUAAAGACCUAUUACUCUGUAUAUAUACAUAGCGCACAUAAAUACUCCAAGUUAUUAGAAAUCUUGUGACAAUUGUAAUUAAUUGAAUCACCUGUCUGAGGAAGAGGACAAACUUAUUUCAUUUUAUUUAUUUUUAUGUGUAAAUGUAACUCAAGUGUUAUCUACUAGUUUACUUGAACAGAAAAUAAAUUAGUUUUUGUCUCUAUAAUUCACCUUUGUAUUGAAAUUGGAAAAUAUUUCUGAAAUAAAAAUUUAUUUUUAAACUUGUAGUACACUUUUUAACAUUUUUAGCUCUUUUCAGACUGGUGAUUAAGUUAAUCCAUAUUAUAUUUUGUGUAAUUUUUAGAAUGUUUUUGUUAUGAAUUUUAGUUUCAACACCUUAAUUGAAGUUUUAAAAGUAUAUCUGAUUUUGAUAUUAGCCAGUAAUCGGUGCAAAUUUAGGUUAAUUGUGCACAAGUUAUCAAGAUUAGGCUGUCUGUAUGGUUUUAUGUAAUUUAAAUCUGCUUCUGUUAAGUUUUAUGAAAGAAUUGUGACAUAAAAAUACUGCUCUUAAACCUGGUAGAUGAUUUAACUGAUUUGUGGGUAUGUAUGGUGAAUGUCAACUUAUUGUGCGAUGUUCAUACUAGUAUGGUGUUCAAGUUAUGUAUACUGCUUGAUGUCAUGUUGAUUUAAAAAUGUUAGAUUACCUAGGACAGCAUUUCUUAAACUAUGUUCCACAGAACUCCAAGUCUCUGUGGAGAUCAUUUAAGAAUUCCGUGGACCCUUAGUGAAUUUUUGGGUGAACUUCACAGAAUUUGAGUGAUCUGCAUGGAUGUCCUCGGAACAGUGUGCAUUUUUCUCAUAACAUUCAAGAAAAUAACUUAAAAAGAGAAUUAAAAAUUAGCCUGCAUAUUGAAUUAAAAAAAAGAUAAGUACUAACCCUUUCUUCCAUUUAACUAAUCUAGAUAUUGGAUGCAAAUGCAAGGCCAUAUCGUAAGUUUUGACAAUGGCACCAAGAGUUUUUGGUAUUUUAUUGAGAAAUCACCAGAAUGCUGUAUUCGUUAUUCCCCAGCUCUUUUCUUUAUGAAUCAUUGUACAUGGGCUAUUCCACAGAUCUAGGAAUAGAGGAGAAUUCCCCGGUUUUGUGAGAGAAUAUCUUAUGCUUAAAUAUAAAGGGAUGCUACAGGUAGCUGGGCAUAACAGUCACUUCUCAGUAUUUGUUUUCUAAAAUACAGAUUUAUCGAAAUUUUUUAAGUUUUUGUUGAUAAACUUUAUUGAUUUUUAUAACAUUACAUCAGAUCAUACAUACUUCUUUAUAAGGUUAGAAGUAAAAACGCAUCAUCUUGGCAUCCAUAAUGUAAAUUAUAAGGAACUCCAACCAAAAUAACAGACAAGUAUUUAAUUCUGGCAAUCACACGCACAAAUAAAAGAAGAAUCAAAAUUGUGGCUGUAAUCUGUCAUUCAUACCUUCAAAUUGAAAUAUAAACCUAUCGUGUAAUCUGCAGUAGAUGUUUGGUGAAUCACCAUUAUUCAGUAAAUAUCACAUUAUCCAGAGCAGAUGGAGACAGGCUGUAAUAUUCUGCUUUUAAAGUUUUAAAACCUGGAAAUUGUAUUAGUAAUUUGCGUUUUAUAUUCCACUGUUAACAGUAAAAUCAACGUAAGUAACCAUUUAAAUUUUAUUUGGUCCUAAAAGAUGGCUUCUGCUGUAUUUUUUGUCUUAAAAUUAUUUUCUUUAUUUUAUUACAGGAUGGAGAAGUGUCUUAAAAAAAAUCUUCAUAGUGAGUUUAAAGCUAAAAUUAUUUUCUCUAUUUUAUUGCAGGAUGGAGAGGUGUUUUAAAAAAGAUCUGUUCAUAGUGAUUUUAAAACGAGAAACAAUAAAUUCUUCAUUCAGAAAUGUGACAAACUCAAAAUUUAAAAUGUUUAGGUUCGUACCACAAAAACAGUGAAUGAAAAAGCAAUUGAGGCUUCUUACUUCGCUAUCACAUGCAAAGUAGCCUACUUAUUUGUUAUUUGGAGUUGGUAAAAUGUACAAUAGAUGAAAAAAAAAAAAAAAAAAAAGCUAAACUCACACUUUCAAAUGACAGUUCAGCAUAUCAGAUUUAGCAACAAAUGAAUAUUAUUUGAAAUAUGUCAUUUUUGUUGCAAGUAAUCCAUUUGCAGAAUGUUCCGUUAAACCCAUAUUAAUGAAGCAAACAUGGAGUUCCAUGAUAAAAGUGGGCAUUAAAAAGGGUUCCAGUUAUAAAAAAUUAAGAAAUGCUGAUCUAGGACUUAUUUAUUUUGAAAUAAUGAUUUAGAAUGAAAUAUUGCCAUUGUUAUGAAAGAAGGCAUACUUGCAACAUACUGAAAUCUUUAUUUUGCUAUCAUACAAACAUAACUUCCAAGACAUUUUCAAACAUUUUUUUAAUAUACAUAUAGAAAUACGGAACACAUAAAACAGCUGGUAUACCAGAGCAUGAUAUUUUAAAAAACGUUUUUAAUAAAGUUGAGUCUUGUUAAGGGUUGUGUAUUUGCUUCAUAUAUCAGUCAUUUCAGCAGGCAGAAAAGUAUUAAAAGCAACAUAAUAUUCAAAGUUGAUGCAAAGUGAUACAUUUUUAAAAGACAUUGUUUAGAGUAUAAAAAGUGUUUUUUCAUUUUUAAAAUGUAAUAAUAAAUUCUAUCAUCAUCUUUAUUUUUAUUUAUUUAUUUUUUGGUACAGAUGCAUUAGAAAAAGCAAUGUUUUAUUUACAUUCUAUUGCUGAACUGAUGUUGCUUGUGUCAUCCAAGGUGUCUUCAAAAGAAUAGAUGUGUAUGAAAUGCUUGCAUUAUAACAAACUUUUCAGAGCAACUUGAACAAAAAGGUAUAUUAGAUGCGUUUCUGUAAUGCAGUAUGGUUAUAUGUAUGAAACAAAAAAGGAAAAGUCCUACAUCUACAUAAUAUGUAGUAUAGUUGUGUAAGGAAAUACAGUACUAUGAUCAGUAAUUUAUUGAGAUUGAUAUUGUAGAGACCUUAACAUUAUUCAAAGCUGAGUAUAUUUCGUGCAAGUAUAAAAGUGAUGAAUAUUUGCAUGAAAUUGAAUUUUUAGUACUGAUAAGUGCAUCUUAAAUAAUUUCCAUUUGAAUGUGGAGUUGUAUAUAUGAAAUUAGUAAAAAGUAAGAGGGCAGAUAUAAAUCUUUGCAGAAGGAAAAAGGCAAUGCUCUCGUUUUGAAAGUAUUAAGUAAUAUUUUGUUAAAAUUUACUUUAGUUUUUGGUAAUUGCCAAUGAUUUUAAUAAAGUUAUUAUUUACUGAUGCAACCUUUUAAUAAAAACAUAAGAACUGUUAAAAGUGUAGAAUUUUUUUUUUUUUGUGUGUUCCCAGUAUUACAGCUAAUUUACAAAUUAUGAAGAAAUAUUUUUUAAAGCGUUUCCAUAUGCAAGAUGAUAAAUGCCAUUUUAAUAAUCACUAUUGAUGGUAUUUUUAAAUACUUUACAUAGAAACUAAUAUUUUUACUGCAAAUAAGGAAUCAUUUGUUUUGAAAUGAAAAUACUUUUAAUAUGUCAGUUGCAUUUCUUGAUGAAUUAAUGCUGACUUCCACUUUUAAAUGAAAUAAUGCUCAGUUGCAUGUAUUGAUGAACUUAUGCUCAUUACCUUUCUUGAUGAAUUAAUGCUCAUUUGCAUUUCUUAAUUAUUGCUUGAAAUGUCACUAAGUUGUACUUUUCUGUGAUUAUGUUUAAUUAUGGUGAUUCUGAGAAGAUAUUGUGAUAUAUCUGGCAGUGCAUCUAUGUAUGUAAUUGUAAUAUAUAUGUAUUGUUGCGAAGGUGGUGGGAACUGUUGAAUUUUUAUUAGCUGCUUGAAGUGUUAUUAAACGUUAUAUUAAAAAUACA